AUGCCGGGCAAAACACCCUCGCGCAACGGGAAGGAGCCCCUGGAGAACGGCGUCCAGAACAACAAGAAGGACGAGGCAAAGAACAAGAGCAAGAAGGCCGCCAAGGACGGCGACGAGGAGAUGACUGUGGUCGUUCCCCCUCCGAAGAAGGCCGCUGCUCCUGCUGGUGACGUUGAUGGUGACGUUGAUGGUGACGUUGAGAUGGGUGAUGAGGGCAAGGAUGAGGCAGAGGUCACGGUCGACCCUGUGGUGCAGGCUGUAGCAGACAUCAAGAGCAACUUUGCUCUGCUAGAUCGCGCCGUCGUUCUCUUCGAUGCCAGAUUCACCCUCCGAGCUCUGCGGUCAAUCUCGACCAUCCGCAAGCGCCUGACCCCCGACAUCAUUGCCCAGGCCAUCGUCGAGACCUUCCCCGCGACCGUCGCCUCCGGAAACGUUGCCAAGCAGCUUCUGAUUGCCAUCGGCCGCGAGAACGUGCCCCUGGGUCGUUCUAGCGGUCCCGAUAUGGAAGUCGACAGCGAGCCCGCGAAGACGGCCAAGAACGGCCAGAAGAAGGAGGCAAAGGAGAUCAUCCCGGAGAUUGACAUCUUCCUCGGCAUUCUGAUCCAGGUCCACCUCUACGACUCAAAGCAGUUCCAGCUGGGAGCCGACUUCUCCAAGCAGCUCACCGACCGCAUCCACAACCUCAACCGCCGCACAUUAGACUCUCUCUCCGCCAAGGUCUACUUCUACUACUCAAUGUUCUGCGAGAACCUUGCACCCCAGCCCUUGUCUCCCCAGUCCCCGAUCGUUGCCAUCAGGCCAACCCUGCUCGCUGCUCUGCGUACUGCUGUCCUCCGCAAGGACAUUGACACGCAAGCUUCGGUUAUCGUGUUGCUGCUUCGCAGCUACUUGCUGACGUCCCACAUCGCGCAAGCCGAUCUUCUCGUCUCCCACACCCAGUUCCCCGAGAACGCUGCCAACAACCAGGUUGCUCGAUUCCUGUACUACCUCGGACGCAUCCGCGCUAUCCAGCUCAGAUACACCGAGGCACACGAGCACCUUACGGCCGCGACCCGUAAGGCCCCCUCAAGCGCCGCCGCCGUCGGCUUCUCCCAGACUGCGACCAAGCUGCUGCUUGUCGUCGAGCUGCUGAUGGGUGACAUCCCCGAGCGCUCCACCUUCCGCCAGCCUACCCUCGAGCUGGCUCUGCAUCCCUACUUCCUCCUCGUCCAGGCCGUUCGCGUCGGCAAGGUGCAGAACUUCGAGACGAUCAUCGCCGACCACGCCGAUACCUUCCGCCGCGACGGCACCUACAGCCUGAUCCUCCGUCUCCGCCAGAAUGUCAUCAAGACCGGUAUCCGCAUGAUGUCUCUGUCAUACUCUCGCAUCUCCCUGCGCGACAUUUGCAUUCGUCUCGAUCUCGGCAGCGAGGAGUCAGCCGAGUACAUUGUCGCCAAGGCCAUCCGCGACGGUGUCAUUGAGGCCACUCUGGACCGCGAGCACGGAUAUAUGAAGAGCAAGGAGGUCGGCGACGUCUACGCUACGCGGGAGCCCGGUGAAGCCUUCCACGACAGAAUUCGCGCGUGCUUGGCUCUGCACGACGAGAGCGUCAAGGCUAUGCGAUUCCCCAUGAACCAGCACCGCCUCGAGCUCAAGAACGCCCAAGAAGCACGCGAGCGCGAACGUGAGAUGGCGAAGGAGAUACAGGAGGGCGACCUGGAUGAGGACGACCUCGGUGGCGACUUCGAGGGCAUGUAA
Molecule: messenger RNA, 1737 nt
Organism: Colletotrichum chrysophilum
Lineage: Eukaryota; Fungi; Ascomycota; Sordariomycetes; Glomerellales; Glomerellaceae
Exons: 3
Coding region: 1-1737 (578 amino acids)
Biological process (GO): ubiquitin-dependent protein catabolic process; regulation of protein catabolic process
Cellular component (GO): proteasome regulatory particle, lid subcomplex; proteasome complex
Molecular function (GO): enzyme regulator activity
Source: RefSeq, a predicted model, not a curated record